UGAAGCCCUAGAGCUUCUACAAUCUUGAAGAAAAUAUAUUGAGAGUGAGAGAGAGAGAGAGAGGAGGGAAUGGAUAGAGAGGUGGCGACGCUGGAGAAGGGCUCGCAGAUGCUGCAGCUGGAACUACUGCGGUCAGAGGCUGGCGGUGGGCACGGAGACGGCACCGCGUCUCCGUCCACCGACUCGCUCGACUCAUCCUCCAACUCUUCAUUCUCUCGCUCUUCUCAAUGGAAGGCGCAUGAGAGUGGAGUUACCAAUAUUGUUUGGGUUCCUCCAGAAUUUGGUGAUGCUAUUGCUUGCAUCUGCAUUGAUGGAACAUUAUCUUUGUGGGAGGAAGUUGAAGAGGAUACUCAACCACUUAUGUGGAAACAGUGUAAAGUCUUCGAAAGCGCUAGUUCAGGAGUGCUUCAAGUCCAAUUUGGGGGUUUUGCUACAAGUUUAAAAUUGGUCGCUGCAUAUACAGAUGGCCAUAUGAAGGUGUAUGAACUUAUGGACCCUUUGCAAUUGAACAAGUGGCAACUUCAGGCAGAGUUCCAGAAUGUGAUUGAUUCAGUUUGUAGAUAUGGAAAGCCAUCAUGCAUAUCUGCAUCCCUUGCAUGGAAUCCACAAAGAGGUGAAAGUCAAAAGUCAAGUUUUGUGCUCGGUUAUAAUUCAGAUCUUUCUCAAUUCAAUUCCCCCAAGAUUUGGGAGUUUGAAGAGGCUCAUCAGCGGUGGCUACCAGUUGCUGAGCUGUGUUCACCUGGAGAUGGUGAUGAUAGAGUAUAUGCUAUAGGUUGGGCACCUAAUAUAGGCAGGCCAUACGAGGUGAUAGCUGUUGCAACUUGCAAGGGGAUCACAAUAUGGCAUGUAGGAUUGACCCAUGAGUCGGAUGGAAGACUCCCAACGGAUAAGGUUGCAUUACUAGAAGGUCAUGAUGGCGAGGUUUGGCAGUUGGAAUGGGACAUGAGCGGUAUGACGUUAGCAUCUACAGGAGGCGAUCAAAUGGUUCGUUUAUGGCAGUCUGAUUUAAAUGGUGUCUGGCACGAGCAAGCAGCUCUUGAAUGCGUUGGAGGGCAACAAUAAGGCAAUCGGAUAGGGUAUCAACGGCGGAGUUGUGAAUUUUCAUCUCUUGCAUCGUGCUUGUUUUCAGGCCUUAGCAGUGUUUUGCUUCUUGUGAAGGCUUGGCAAUAUCUCAUGAUCUAUAUUCAUGUAAAAACCGAAAGAGUCAAUUAGUUAUAAAUUGAUUAUCCGUUAGAAUUCUAGAGGCUAGAGUAGUAUGGUUUUGUAUUUGAACUUCUUGUAGAAAGGGGUUUGUUUUUAUGGUUGCUAGCUGAGCGCACUUUUAGCUUCGUAUUCGGAAUUCCCAAUACCUUGUUCAGCGUUA
Molecule: messenger RNA, 1363 nt
Organism: Asparagus officinalis (garden asparagus)
Lineage: Eukaryota; Viridiplantae; Streptophyta; Magnoliopsida; Asparagales; Asparagaceae
Product: protein SEH1
Exons: 8
Coding region: 70-1062 (330 amino acids)
Biological process (GO): cellular response to amino acid starvation; positive regulation of TORC1 signaling
Cellular component (GO): Seh1-associated complex; nuclear pore outer ring
Molecular function (GO): structural molecule activity; protein binding
Source: RefSeq, a predicted model, not a curated record